Messenger RNA from Quercus robur (English oak), 1181 nucleotides. RefSeq names its product probable dolichyl-diphosphooligosaccharide--protein glycosyltransferase subunit 3B. The transcript is spliced from 2 exons. Gene Ontology annotation, cellular component: oligosaccharyltransferase complex. Bases 12 to 1037 code for a protein of 341 amino acids. NCBI's taxonomy places the organism in Eukaryota, Viridiplantae, Streptophyta, Magnoliopsida, Fagales, Fagaceae. The record is from RefSeq and is a predicted model, not a curated record.
AAUCCACAACCAUGUCUCCCACUCACUCUCUCCCCCUCCUCCUCCUCAUUUCCCUUCUUCUCAUCUCAACCUCAACCAGCUCCUCCGACUCGGACCGACUCUCGGAGCUCCAAUCCCUCCAAUCCCGAUCCAAAACCGGCAUAAUCCACCUCGACGACCACUCCGUCUCUCGCUACCUCACCUCCACGAAAACCCCAAGACCCUACUACCUCCUCAUCUUCUUCGACGCCACCCAGCUCCACGACAAGUCGGAGCUCCAGCUCAAAACCCUCCACUCCGAAUUCUCUCUCCUCGCCCAAUCCUUCGUCACCAACAACCCUAACCCUAGCCCUAGCAGCCCCAACCUCUUCUUCUGCGACAUCGAGUUCAAAGAGUCUCAGCAGAGCUUCGCUCUCUUCGGCGUCAAUGCCCUCCCCCACAUCCGCCUCGUCGCUCCGCACCACUCCCCCAAGCAAUCGGAGCAGAUGGACCAGGGCGAUUUCUCGCGACUCGCCGAGUCGAUGGCCGAUUUCGUCCAGGCCAAGACCAAGCUCAACGUCGGUCCGAUUCACCGGCCUCCGUUCCUCUCCACCAGGCAAUUGGGCCUCAUCGUGCUCGCGACCCUGGUUUGGAUCCCCUUCGCGAUCAAGAAGAUCGUGAAAGGCGAGACCUUGCUUCACGAUCCCAAGCUCUGGCUCUCCGGCUCGGUUUUCAUUUACUUCUUCAGCGUUUCCGGCGCGAUGCACAACAUAAUUCGGAAAAUGCCGAUGUUUUUGGCCGAUCGGAAUGAUCCGAACAAGCUGAUUUUCUUCUACCAAGGGUCCGGGAUGCAGCUCGGAGCCGAAGGGUUCGCGAUCGGGUUCUUGUACACGAUCGUCGGGUUGUUGCUGGCGUUCGUGACGCAUUUGCUCGUGAAGGUGAGGAAUUUGAAUGUGCAGAGGUUUGUUAUGAUCGUGGCGCUGUUCGUUUCGUUCUGGGCGGUGAAGAAGGUCGUGUAUUUGGACAAUUGGAAGACCGGCUACGGGAUUCAUGGAUUCUGGCCUUCAAGUUGGAAAUGAAGGUACUAAGAGUAAUGCAUUGUGAUUUUCGGAUUUAUAAGUUGGAUUUUGAUAAUUUCAUGUUUUAAUAGUGUAUGACUAUUGUUGUUGCUACUUGAAUUAAAGGCUUAAAAUUUUUGGUUGAUAACCCAUUUGCUAGACUAA